This is a messenger RNA of Camelina sativa (false flax), 2176 nucleotides long. RefSeq names its product serine/threonine-protein kinase Nek3. Gene Ontology annotation, biological process: protein phosphorylation. Lineage: Eukaryota; Viridiplantae; Streptophyta; Magnoliopsida; Brassicales; Brassicaceae. The record is from RefSeq and is a predicted model, not a curated record. Gene Ontology annotation, molecular function: ATP binding; protein serine/threonine kinase activity.
AUAACAAAGUAGAUUUACGUCUCUCGUCCUCCCAGUAACUCUGUCGUUUUCCUCAGUCAGAGAGAGAGAAAGAGAAAGAAGCAGCUCUCAUGGCGAAGCAGCUUCUUCCGAUGCCUUUUCCCUCUCCACCGUCACUUCCACCUCCGUAACGGCGCCGUUUGUAGCUUCUCUCGUCGGAAAAUGCCAUAACCACAUUCCCUCAAUUCAAAUCUCUCACCGACGCUUUUCUAGAUUCUCAUAGAGGAAGAAGAUAAUAUAUUUUUAAGAAGGUUGUUUACAAUGGAGCAUUACGAGGUUCUUGAGCAAAUUGGGAAAGGGUCUUUUGGGUCAGCUCUUCUUGUGAGGCAUAAGCAUGAGAAGAAGCUUUAUGUUUUGAAGAAAAUUCGGUUAGCUCGGCAGACUGGUAGAACUAGAAGAUCUGCUCAUCAAGAGAUGGAACUGAUCUCGAAGAUAAGGAAUCCAUUUAUCGUAGAAUACAAAGAUUCUUGGGUUGAAAAGGGAUGUUAUGUGUGCAUUGUUAUUGGAUAUUGCAAAGGCGGUGACAUGGCAGAAGCAAUAAAGAAAGCCAACGGUGUAGAAUUCUCUGAAGAGAAACUCUGCCAAUGGCUAGUACAACUUUUAAUGGCUCUUGAAUACUUGCACGCCAGUCACAUUCUCCAUCGCGAUGUUAAGUGUUCAAACAUUUUCUUGACAAAGGAUCAAGAUAUACGCCUAGGUGAUUUUGGACUUGCCAAGAUCUUGACAUCGGACGACCUUGCUUCUUCAGUGGUUGGAACGCCAAGUUACAUGUGCCCUGAGCUUCUUGCUGAUAUUCCCUAUGGGUCAAAGUCUGAUAUUUGGUCCCUGGGAUGUUGUAUAUAUGAGAUGACAGCUCUGAAACCAGCAUUCAAAGCCUUUGACAUGCAAGGGCUGAUCAACAGGAUAAACAGGUCAAUCGUCGCUCCACUUCCUGCGCAAUAUUCGACUGCCUUUCGAAGUCUGGUUAAAAGCAUGCUGAGGAAGAAUCCAGAACUCAGACCAACCGCUUCUGAUCUUCUCAGACAGCCACUGCUUCAGCCCUAUGUUCAAAAGGUUCUACUCAAGCUGAGCUUCCGGGAACACGAUACAUUGCCAUCUGAAUCCGCAAGGAGAAGCAGCUAUCCUGAGCAGAGACGGCGUAAUGCUGGCAAAAGUGUAAGCUUUGGUCCAAGCAGGUUCGGGGUUGACCAGGAAGAUUCUGUUUCUUCUGUUAAACCCAUGCACACGUAUUUACACCGGAACAGGCCAGGGGGUUUGUCUGCCAAUGACACUGGUGGAGUGGUUGUUCGUAGACCCGCUGUUUCGUCAGGGGUUUCUAACAGUUCAAAAUAUGUGGCAGCGAGAUCAAACCAGCCUAAGAGUGGUGGUCUUAAACCAGCGGCAGCUACUCGUAGGGCCUCCUUGCCUAUCUCACAUAAACCUUCAAAAGGAACAAACGAUUCUCUGUACACCCCGAGUAUCGGUAUACUCCAUCAACUAAAAUCUCCAGAUGUGUCCGUAAACUCGCCAAGAAUCGACAGGAUUAAGUUCCCGCUAGCUUCAUAUGAAGAAAUGCCUUUCAUUCCCGUUGUGCGUAAGAAGAAAGGAUCGUCCAGAGGAUCAUACAGCCCGCCUCCAGAGCCACCACUGGACUGCUCAGUAACAAAAGACAAAUUCACACUUGAACCAGAACGAGAAGCCAAGAGUGAUUUGUCUGAUCAGAAUGCAACUGCUGGAGCAUCAAGCAGAGCUUCCUCAGGUGCAUCAAGGAGACAAAGAUUCGACCCUAGCUCAUAUCGGCAACGAGCUGAGGCGCUUGAAGGACUGCUUGAAUUCAGUGCAAGAUUGCUUAUAGACGAAAGGUAUGAUGAGUUGAACGUGUUACUGAAACCGUUUGGUCCAGGAAAAGUAUCUCCCAGAGAAACAGCAAUAUGGUUGUCCAAGAGCUUCAAAGAAACUAGUCCUAGUAACCUGGAAGAAGAUUGAGAAACAGGGUUUAAGUCCUUUUUUAAAGUUUUUAGAGCAUGAUUCCACGAUUCGGUAGAAAAUUGUUUGACACUUAGCCUGUGUUCUAUGAAGCUAACCACUGUAUCUGAUACAAUGAUACCAAAAUAUACAGCUUUCUAUUCGCUAUGUAAUCCUUAUUCCAGUCAGAAAAGAAAAAACACUUAUGAACCAA